Penicillium coprophilum is the source of this 1599-nucleotide messenger RNA. RefSeq lists its product as uncharacterized. The record is from RefSeq and is a predicted model, not a curated record. NCBI's taxonomy places the organism in Eukaryota, Fungi, Ascomycota, Eurotiomycetes, Eurotiales, Aspergillaceae. The transcript has 2 exons. The coding region runs from base 1 to 1599 and encodes 532 amino acids.
AUGCCCAUCCCAACGCGUUCGGCUUCGCUGCGCGAUCCCCGUAAACAAACAUCAAAUAUAGCACGGCCUACAACAAAAUCAUCGGCUCCACUACCUCCCACGACCAGCCCGAGCAAUGACUCUACGCACGAGACGAAUAAAAAGCAGCGCUCGCCAUCCAAUCCCUCGCCGGUCGAGGGUGUGCCACCGAAAGACAAUGGAGUCAGUGCCCGAGGAAGAACCCUACUGCCCCAACGCAGGAAUACUGUCCAAGACAACGGUCGGGGAACUGGCUAUGGACGUAUCCAGCCUCCUAGCAGCAAGCCGAAACCACGCGGAGACCUGUCACCAACUAGACAGCGAGAGAUAUCACCGCCUAAAAAGCAAUCACCGACGGAUUCUACAGCAAUGAAGACAGGGGCUCCACUGAGCCGUCGCCAAAGCAUUAUGCGACCUGGUGCGUUGAAGAUGCCGUCAGCGAAGACUACGGUCCCUUCAUCAAAGGGCUCCGCGCCAUCGUUCGCGCCGCCCUCACCCCGGAAAGCGACAGGAAGGCGGUCCCCAGUUCAACCUCCUACAAUCAGAAGACCCCCUUCACCCAAGAAAACAGAAAUGCUUCCCCCACCACGCCCCACACGGUCCGCCUCUUUGAGGCAACCUAUCAGCACCGGCAAGAGACCGCCGGUGGAGGCCAAAAGCCAUGUGCAACAUAGGAGUCAGUUCACACAGAGUACAAAACAAGCUGAAACAACCCCAGUGACCGCCCAACGUGCACGGGCACUAUCAAACUACCAACGACCGCCGUCCCCUAAGAAAUUCUCCAAACCUCCAACACCUACCCCUGGAGUCGAACCUCAGUCUGGGAAUCUGUUGAUCCCUUCGUCAUGGCCAGAUAUUGCAGCACUACAGACGGAGCUUCUCCAGCUCAGCCUUUUCCAUUCCAACUCAUUACAGAGGCAUGCGGAAUGGAAAUCCGAUUCUGAGUCAUGUCUGCGCAAAAAGUACGACGGUGUCGCUAGCCAAUAUCGCUUGGUACUGGCAGAUGAAAGGCAGCGGCAGUGUCACUUGAAUGUGCAGGCCCUGGGGCUAUGGCUUUCCAAUUGCCGCCAACAUCGCGGUCCGCAUGAUUUCUCCGAGCAGAUUCAGAUUUUAUCACGGGUUCUACAAGACGUUUCGGAUAUGACUGCUGACAGCAGGGGUGCACAGUACUCCCAGGCUGUCAAAUCAUUUGAAGACUGGCUUUACCACGCAGAGCUUAUUCGCCAUGAUCGUGGACCGACAUCUCUUGAUGUUUGCGCCUUCAUUGACCCCCUGGGGCGGAGCUGGAAAGAAUCAUUGCAUAAAUUAAAUGUGAGGCUGGAACUCUGUGCACGCGAAUUACAAGUCCUUGAUAUUCUCGGCUUCGGACAAGUGGAGCGUCUAGAACAGUCUGCUCUUGCUAGAGUGGCCAAAAACCUGGCUGAAUUGAUACAGCUAAUGAUGCAAGAGAUUCGUGCCAUGCAGAAAUUGGAGGCAGAAGUAGUGCGCUCAGAAAGAGAUGCUGUCAGCCUUCUCGCGAUGCAGUUCGCAGGCUCUGUAACGGAAACGAAAGCACCCCGAGUUGGGGCAUGGAGAAGCUAA